AUGAUUAGCCAAAUGGAACUUAUCGGUGACAGCAAGGUUGGUAUCGCCGACAGCGAAACGGACGCGAUUAGCAUGUGCCGACAAAUCGCCCGCAACUACGACAAAGAUAAUAUCGACGAUGCCUUCAUGCUGGUCGACUUGGAUGUCGUUUUCGAUAGGUUUCUCUUGUGGAAGCGCGAAAUGCCUAUGAUCGAGCCCUUCUACGCAGUUAAGUGCAACACGGAUCCCGUCCUUGUGCGCACUUUGGCUGCCUUGGGAGCAGGAUUUGACUGUGCAAGCCGAGAAGAGAUAGAUGUUGUGAUGAACAUGGGUGUGUGGCCUGAGAAGAUCAUCUACGCCAAUCCAUGCAAGACCCGGUCGUUCAUUACCUAUGCAAAAGAGAGGAACGUUAGUAUGAUGACGUUUGACAGUGUCGAAGAGUUGGCGAAAGUCGCUCACCUGCACCCUGAUGCCAAGAUGAUUCUACGAAUUGCUGUUUCUGACCCGACGGCUCGGUGCCCUCUGAAUCUGAAGUUUGGAGCCGACCCUGUGAAGGGGGCUCCACAGCUGCUUGUACACGCAAAAGAGCUCGGUGUAAACGUGAUAGGCAUAAGUUUCCACGUAGGAUCAGGCUGCAACGAUCCUACAGCAUUUCGUAAGGCCUUGGCCGAAGCCCGCCAUUUAGUCGAGCUCGGCAGAGGCUUAGGAUUUGAUAUGAAUCUAGUCGAUCUGGGAGGUGGAUACCCAGGAACGGUCCAAGACACAUCAUUCGAGCAGAUUGCUGCCGUCAUUCGCUCUGCUGUGGACGAUUUCCUCCCUCCAGAGUUCGGUGUGCGUCUGAUUGCAGAACCUGGAAGAUUCUUCGCUGCUGCUCCCUUCACUCUCGUUUGCAACAUCAUCCACGCUACAGAGGUGCCAGCAGAAAAGAUAACAAAACGCCCUGAAGACGCUGAACAUCGCGGAUACAUGUACUACGUGAACGACGGUGUGUACGGGUCCUUCAACUGCAUACUAUUCGAUCACGUCGACCCUGUUGGAGAGCCCCUCUUCGACGAAAUAGCAGAACAAGUACCCGAGCACUAUUUGGGGACCAACAUGUGA
Messenger RNA from Cooperia oncophora, 1080 nucleotides. Lineage: Eukaryota; Metazoa; Nematoda; Chromadorea; Rhabditida; Trichostrongylidae. The record is from the annotation of a GenBank genome assembly.